AUGAGGGAGCUGAACUCUGUCCAGUGCGUCUCCGGUUCCAGCUGCACCAUGAGGGCCAAAGCCUCGGACAUGCACAGCAAGGACUGUGUCAAAGUGGCUGUCAGAGUGCGGCCGUUCAACAAGAGAGAGAGGGACGCAGGCAGCCGUUGUAUCAUCUCUCUGGUGUCGACCUCCAUUAGUAUCCAGGAUCCACGCGACUGCCACAACCGGCGGUCCUUCUGCUUCGAUUAUGCGUACUGGUCCCACAGCGGCUUCACAAGAGACCAGACUGGUCUCUUUGUCCCUAAAGAACUGGGGGGCCGAUACGCUGACCAGCACAGCGUGUUCCAGGACCUCGGAGUGGGAAUACUGGAGAACGCGCUUCAGGGUUACAACGCCACGCUCCUAGCAUAUGGACAGACCGGAUCAGGGAAGAGUUACUCGAUGGUGGGCUACGGGCCCAAUAAAGGCCUGGUUCCUAAGCUGUGUGACCGGCUGUUUGAGGCGAUCGGAGAACACCAAGAAAACAGACAAUGUCAGAGGACAGGCUUUUGUUCUAAAUGCUUGUUGAUGUGUCCUCAGGUCUUUUUCAGUAUGUUGGAAAUCUAUAAUGAGCAGGUGGUCGACCUUUUGUCUCGCGGGUCUCGGUCUGCAGCUGGACUUAGAGUGAGAGAGGAGCUGCAAAGAGGCUUUUAUGUUGAGGGUCUCCGUAAAAUCCCCUGUGAGAAUGCUCUGCAGGUGGAGCAGCUGAUGGAGCAGGGAACCAGGACUCGAACCACCGCUGCCACUCAAAUGAACGCCAACAGCAGCCGCUCACACAUGCUCAUUAUCCUGCAGCUCAAACAGAUCUUCUCUAAAGAGAGCAUCACGAAGCAGUCCAACAUCAACCUGGUGGACCUGGCUGGCAGUGAGCGCCAGAGGUCUUCAGGUUCUGAAGCUGACAGACUCAAAGAGGGAACAGCCAUAAACCUGAGCCUCACCACGCUGGGCAAUGUCAUCAGCGCCCUGGCAGAUAUUGCAGUGGGGAAGAAGGUGGUUCAUAUUCCCUACAGAGACUCGGUUCUCACCAAGCUGCUGCAGUCUGCGCUGGGAGGAAACAGUCGCACCGUCAUGAUUGCCACUCUGAGUCCAGCAGAUAUCUGCUAUGAGGAGUCUCUCUCCACCCUGCGCUACGCUGAAAGGGCAAAACGAAUCCAAAACAGGGCAGUGGUGAAUGAGAGCCCCACUGAACGCCUUGUUAAAGAGUUAAAGGCUGAAAAUGCCCGACUGCUGCAGAAACUGAGCCGGAUGGACCAGGAGGGGCGCAGAGCCACAGAUGAGUCCAAGGAACUUCGUCAGCUGUUGACCCAGAAUGAGCUCCAGAUCAGAGCCAUUCAGACUCUGUGGGAACAACACCUGCAGGAGGCGCUCAAAGACUGGGAGCAGCAGUAUGCCAACAUCACACAGGAGAGGAGGAUGAUGCAGAUGUAUCCUUACAUCCUGAACAUCAACGAGGACGCUCAGCUGUCAGGGGUGGUGAAGCUUUUCAUCCAGGAGGGCGAGUGGGGCAUCGGACUCUGUGACUCUGCCCCUAGAUCCAUUUCUAUCAAGGGCUUAGGUAUCCAGGAGCAUCAUGCGGUGUUCAGGAAUGAACAGCGGCGGGUAACACUGACUCCACUGACGGGGUCAAAGGUUAUUGUUAAUGGGAACGCCGUGUACGAGACAGCAGAGCUGCAACACCUGGAUCGUCUCAUUCUGGGCUCGAAUUGUACCUACCUGUUCGUUGGUUAUCCAUCUGAGAGGGGCGGGGAAGACUGGGGUCGCUACGACUAUGAUUACUUCCAAUCGGAGCUGGCUGCUGCUGAGGGCAUCCACCUGAGUGAGUCCAGCACCGGCUGUAGCCAGACAGAUCCCAGUCUGUUAGCGGUCUUCUACGACUACAUUCAGCUGAUGCCCAUGGUGGCCGAGGCCAACCAGAUGAGUCAGGAACUGAGCAAGGGAGUUGAGUUUAAGCUGGAAAUCAAAAAUCUGGCCCUGUCGGAUUCUCGAGGUCACGAUCUACAGAAAGACACUGUUGUCAGAGUGACCGCUGCAGGAAGCAAACAGGCUAGUGUUGCUCAAGGUGUCUCUCUCCUUUCUUUGUGCCAGAAAGAUGUUUCUGUCUGGAUGUGGUCCAAAGCCAAGUUUGUCAACCGCAAGUUUUUGAUGGAGGAGGUCUACCAGCAGUUCAAGGCUGCACAACACGAAGACAAUAGAGUGGAGGGCCUCCCAGCUGUAGUGUUACCGAGAGAUAAAGACCCUUUCUGGGAUCCAGUUGAGCCUCUGCUCCUGGGAACUGCUCACCUCUGGCUGCAGUCUUUGGCCUUCCGCAUCCCUCUGGAGGAGCAGCUUGAGGUGUUGGGCUCAGAGGGGACAGAGGAGGCCAUCCUACAAGCUCAGCUCAUCCCCUGCACUUCCACUGGACUUCCACUGGGGGAGGACGACAUCCUGAUUGACCCGUCUGAAGUACUGGGUCGACGAUUGGACUUCCAGCUGGUCCUGGAUCAGUGCUGUGGGGUUCGUUGGAUUAGGGAAGCCCGCAAUCGAGGGAUACAAAUUGGAUUCAGGGUAUUUGACUGCGGCGAGCUGCUUUACACUCCAGCUGUGUGGCACAACAUCAAUCCUCUGUUGGAUCAUCGGGUCCAGUUCACCUCCCUCCAAACAUCCCAACGGCUGCUGGACUACCUGCAAAGCAGUGCUGUGGUGUUGGAGCUCUGGGGUCUUCAGGAGGGUUGCAGUGUUUUGAGUUCAUCUCUUGGAGCUGUGAGAAUGACUGCAGAGGGCAUCUUUAUCAUCGACAUGCUGGAUCCACAAGCUGCACUAUCGGACUCUGCUGAGCUUAGCUGUUCAGUCAGAGCUCUUCAACAGGACUUGGAGAAACAGAAGAGUCUCAACGAGUCAUUAAGGAAAGAAAAUCACAGUCUGAGAGAACAGCUCAACACAGUCAAGAACGGCGGAGACGGCGUUCGUGGUCGGUCGCUACGUCCCAGCUGUGAUGCAGAGUUCGCACGCGCCCUGAAAGUUUUCUACCACAGCAUGACCUCUGUUAGGGGUCAGCUGCAGCGCUUGCGCAGACACAGACCCAGUGAGGAGUCGGACCUGCUGGGACUCAGACUGUUUGUGGACGAGCAGAGUCGUCUGCUGAGGGACUUCUCUGAGCAGCUGGAGGACAGCGUCUCCACACUCAAACAAGACAUAGCGGCCAUUGUACGCCGCAAAAGAGAACGCUCGGGCAUCUGGUCUUAACUCGGUGUUUGUUGAUUUGAGAAACUGUAAGUACCUCCAGUUAUUCUUUGCAUUCCGACAACAGAAAUGGAAAUCACAGAGAAAAACUCAAGUCUUAAAAAAGUUUAUUAGACUGCAUGUAAAAUAAGCUUUUACAUUACAACUGCAAAUAAAUUAAGUCAAGUUUUAAAAAUCCUAGUUGGAGCUACUUGAACUCUUCCCCCCCCCAUGCUUUACUGUUAAAGAUUGUUGAAGACAGACUUGUGUGAACAUGAAUGUUUAAAAGCUGAGAGCUUGUUUUACUUUUUUUCUCCAACCAUUUUGAGAGAAAAGCACUGUGGUUAAUGUAUGUAAGCAGCCAUGGUAAAGUACAGACGAUUGCUGUAGGUCCAAAAAUGGGAUAUAGGAUAAAAACAAAGGCAGAUCAGUCAUCAUACAGAAAAUCUAUGUACAAGCUAAUGAAGGCAUAGAAGCACAGACUGGGACUGAUCUGAUUAUUGCAUAACUGCAAGGUCAGAAUUUGCACAAGCUUGAUGAAAACUGUGUUUUUCUGUUUGAAAGGCUAGAAUGUUUUUAAUUUGCUUGGAAUUGAGUACACAAAGUCAGUCAGAAGUAUGUUGGGGUUUGAACUCAAGAGGUAGACAUAAAAACCACAAAGCGAGCUGGCACCACCAUUUUUACUGAUGUAUGCUGAGCGCUUCUUUACUUCGGAGAAAGCACCCAGUGAUGUGAAUGCAGAACAAGAAAAGGCUGAGGGUAAAGGUGAGGUAGGUUAGUUCAAUGACAAAGGAUUAGGACUCAAACUGCAAGAAAACAAUAUUUACAGGUUUUUACAUUUACAGGCAGAUAAUAAAAGUUGGCGCCAAUAAAGUAUAAUGAAUGUUCUUCUUGUUAGCUGCACCUGUCAAGGCAGGUCUGAAGACAAACACAUGAACAGGGGUGGAUAUUACAACACUUGUAAAAAA
Xiphophorus couchianus (Monterrey platyfish) is the source of this 4187-nucleotide messenger RNA. It is a transcript of the gene kif28, whose product is annotated as kinesin family member 28. Gene Ontology annotation, molecular function: microtubule binding; microtubule motor activity; ATP binding. The transcript has 28 exons. The record is from RefSeq and is a predicted model, not a curated record. Bases 1 to 3243 code for a protein of 1080 amino acids. Gene Ontology annotation, biological process: microtubule-based movement. Lineage: Eukaryota; Metazoa; Chordata; Actinopteri; Cyprinodontiformes; Poeciliidae.